Messenger RNA from Colletotrichum phormii, 1832 nucleotides. RefSeq names its product Alpha/Beta hydrolase protein. The record is from RefSeq and is a predicted model, not a curated record. The transcript has 2 exons. The coding region runs from base 340 to 1503 and encodes 387 amino acids. Lineage: Eukaryota; Fungi; Ascomycota; Sordariomycetes; Glomerellales; Glomerellaceae.
GCGACUCCCGCCGUACAACCGGGGCACCGAACACCGACGACAAGUCUCGGCUCAGCCUCACCAACGUCAUCCUUUACUUUUCGAGAUUCCUAAACGACGCGCUCCGUUGAAGCUUUCGUUGCUCGCACAACCGUUCCUAUUUUGUGAAUGAAUACUCAGAAGGACGGCGGCGAAAACAAAUCUAGAGCUCUCUGGCUAGGAAUCUGCCCAGAGUUCCGCGCGCACUAGGAUCCACCGCUCGUUUUGCGAUCCGUGGUAUCCGGCAUAUACAUCAUCAACGGAUCACGAAAGCCCAGGCUCUAGGAGUUGUCGCUCCCGCACCACCCACUUACUCGCAAGAUGGAAUCCUUAUUCAGCGCCUCCAUCGAGCCAAAGACGGCGGCGAUCGUGGCCACAACCGUCGUCGCGACGCUCUCCUUCCUGUCCCUUGCGCGACUCGGUCUCUACCCAAACUGGGGCACCGCAAUCCCUAACCCCCUCAAGACCAAGAUCCUCACACUCACAAGCGAUGAGGUCAAGAAGCUUCCUUACCAUCCAGACUACUUUCCUGGCGCCCGGGACGUGGACACGCCUUACGGCACGAUCCGCGUCUACGAAUGGGGCUCAACCACCGGGCCCAAGGUAGUUCUCAUCCACGGCAUCAGCACCUCCUGCAUGACCCUCGGCCCCAUCGCCCACGCCCUCGCCGCCCGCGGCUGCCGCGUUAUGCUCUUCGACCUCUUUGGCCGCGGCUUCUCCGACGGCGUCGGCGACCUCCCGCACGACACCCGCCUGUACACCACCCAGGUCCUGCUCGCCCUCGCCUCCUCCCCGCUCGCCUGGUCCGGCACCGACGCCGUCCGCGUCGUGGGCUACUCCCUCGGCGGCGCCGUCGCAGCUUCUUUUGCAGCGGCGUUCCCGCACGUGGUGGAGAGCCUCGUUCUGCUCGCGCCCGCGGGCCUCAUCCGCGCCGAGAACUUUGGCGUGUUGGCGCAGAUUACGUUCCAGUCUGGUCUUGUGCCUGAGAGAAUCCUCGCUGCUGUCACGAGGAAGAGGUUGCAGAAGCCGUUGGCGAGUAAGCGGUCUAAUGCUGUCGAGGAGGACGAGGAUCCGGUCGAGAAGGUUGUUGACGUUGCGGCCGCCGAGGUGUCUGGGCCGCACGGCAGCGGAGAGGAUCAGAAGGUCGAGCGGAAAGUGCGCGAAUACGUUCCCUGGAUGGUUGCGCACCACGAGGGGUUCGUAAAGGCCUUUAUGUCGUGUGUGCGGUGGGCUCCGCUUACGGGGCAGCACGAGACGUGGCGGGUCCUGGGUCAGAGGAAGAAGGGGACCACGGCGGUCUUUAUCGGGAAGACGGACGAGGUUAUUGAUGUUGGUCACUAUGCCAAGGAUGGAUUGCCGUUGUUGGGUGGCGAGGAGAAUGUGAUGUGGAAGGUCCUUCCUGGGGGUCACGACUUUGUGAUGACCAAGACGGAGUACAUUAUGCGCGAGUUGGACGCUUUCUGGGGUAUGAAGGUGCAGUUAUGAAGUAAUGACGAGGAGAUCCACGAGCGGCUAGAAGAGCCCUAGACGAAGAUGGGUGUAGACAGGUCAUGACAUGCAUUAUUGAUAAGACUCCUAGAAACGAUACCAUUUUCUUGCUCCUACUCCUGGAUAAUACUAUUGAUUGGCAGGAUCCAUUCUCAACCUUUGACUACCAAGAGAUGUUGAAAUGGUGGAAUCCUGUGUGUAACCAUAAGCAGCAUCAGGAUAGCGUAUUGCUUGCCUGCAGGUGCCUCCAUCUGUUCGCUGACUGGUAGCAUGCUUGGAGCCUAUGAGAUUUUUCUUUCAAGCUUACUGGUAUUUCUCCACAGCAC